Molecule: messenger RNA, 452 nt
Organism: Paramecium sonneborni
Lineage: Eukaryota; Ciliophora; Oligohymenophorea; Peniculida; Parameciidae
Source: the annotation of a GenBank genome assembly
AUGUGGAUAUAAGGAAAUAAUUGUUAUGCAAUUUAAAAUUGAUAGAUGAGAUUGACUCUGUGAAAGUUGAUCAAAAUGAACGCUUUUAAGCUUUAGGAAUGUAAUUAAAUUUAAAUUAUAAGAUUAGUUUUCCUAAGGAUUUAGAAGAGUACUAAAAAAAGUUAACUUAGAGGAAAAUGAAGAAAAUAAUGAAAUUCAAAAAAUUGGAAUAGGUUUUGGAUGUUGAUAAGGUGGAGAUAAGAGAAGAUUAAUUAGCUGAAGAAGAUGACAAUUUAACAGAAAAGACAAUCAUUGAUAUACAUAAUUUGACAGAGAGUCUUAUAACAAAAGCUUAACAAAGCAAUAUAGAGAAAUUGUUUGAGGUUUAAUAGGAAUUGUUGGAAUAUUAGAAAUUACAUUAGGAAAUACGAACUAAAAUAUAUGAAGAAUAAAUAUAAAAAUAAUAAAUAUGA